AUGACCUUCCUGAUUCUGAGCUACACUGUUUGGGGCCGGCACAUGUCAGAAAUAGACUUCUGCCUUCUAAAUCGCACACAGUGCUAUAGAAACUCAGCUUCACUCUGGGAUUUCACAUCGUUCAACGAGUAGAUUGAGAAACAAUGUCUGAAGGCCCCCAGACUUCCUGGCCCACUACUCACAUUUCACAUGUAAAGUAAUUUCCUCUGUGAUAAUAAUAGAAGCGAAUGGGUUUCCAGGAGAAGCUCUAUUUUAUUUCAUAAUACAUAUGAACUGGUACAAUAGAAGGUCAAGCCGGCCCUUAUUGAAGAGGGGAGUGUAGCGCCGAGUUUAAACUACAGGUGGCCUCCCUAGUUUCGUUUCUGUUGGCAGGUCGAUGAGCCUAAAAGUAUUAACCCUUAAUAAGUAUUCUAAUAUAUGAAGACACGUUUGUGAUCGUUAGCGCCUCAGCUGUAGUAGGGAUAAUUGAAAAACAAGAUAAUCUUAUCACUCUGUGAAGAUAUUUGGAAUGCCCGUAAUAGGAGGAGCCUUCACGAAUAUCCUGCCAUCUGGUAUUUUGUCUGCCGUGACCUUAAUUGGAAGUUAAAAGAUGUGUACAGAUCCUGAGGUAUUUCCACUCAGCUCUGUUUCUCACACUCACUUAAAGUAGCCCAGAAUAUCUUGGAAGAAGUAUAAAUGAACUGAGCUGUGAUGCCAAUGUAUUUAGGACUCAGGAGCCAGUGGGGGUCUCGUGUCCUGUGUGUUUUUAUAUCUGAUAUGUUUAUAUACUAUGUGGGGGGAAAAAAAAGUUUCUUGUUGUGCAAGCAAUUUUGUGCCGAAAAUAUAGCAAACAUUGACAUGGUAAAAUCUUUUAAUGUGGUAUUUAAAGGCAAAAUCAAACACAACCAAAACGGCCCAAAUAGCCCAGGGCUCUUGAGGGUUCAGCAAAUUUCUGUAUAAUAAUGUUAGGAUUCAGCUCAAUGAGCAGGUGAGCUAAACCACACAGUAGUCCAAAUUACACACUAAUAAAAGCUGAGCCUUGUCUUGGAUAAACACGCUUUUAUUUGGUCAUAGUUAAAUCUCCUCCACCACAUCACAGCCUCACAGGGCCACUAGUGCAGCUAUAGACCUGCAGUCUUACUAAACAAUGUGGUCUUGAUGCGGCCGGCUUUCUUAACCCAACCACCCACUCUCACUUGUUGUAAUUAUACAUAUCCAUAAGCAUUCCUAUGAGUAUUGCCUCAGACGGAUAGAGCUUAUUGACGGCUGACGCUGUUAUAAUAUCCACCGUAUUGCAACUGUUGUUUAUACAGAGCGGAUUCUUGGCUUGUGUCGCAAACUCGACUUGACUUUAUCAGCGUAAACUGAAGGUCACUCACUGUGCUGACCAUAAAACUGGAAUGUUGACUUUGUAUUUGAAUGGGAAUAAAAUCUCCAACAUAAUUCAUUUAUAAAUGCUUGAAUAAUUAUAAUGUUAGAUACAGUUUGUGCUGUAUAUACAGUGAGUCAGUCCGGGUAUCAUUUAACUCUCCCCCUCUCAGACCUUGGAACAGACUUACCAUUGGUUUAUUUCCUCUCCUCCUGCUAACGACUGCGACAACAGAAGCUUUCAGAGAAAUUGCUAUUGAUCCCUGAUUUGCCAACACAGCAUCCCUUUUGAGCCUCAUGUUACAGGAUAUUGUAAUUCAUAUUUUGCUCACAGUCACAUUCUUGCCCUUCUGUUUUUACCCCCUCUCUCUUUCUUUUCCUCUUUCUUCUUGCAGGGAUGCAUUCGUCCUGGCCUUCAUUAACAGUGGAACCAGUUUCUUUGCAGGCUUUGUGGUGUUCUCUGUGCUGGGCUUCAUGGCUGAAGAGCAAGGCGUGGACAUCAGUAAGGUAGCAGAGAGUGAUAAGUGCCGGGUGCAGAUAUUCUCGCUCUCCAGUUUGGACGCGGGCUUUGGAAGCCCUGCUCUGGAUACUUUAUGCCUCUGACUCUGCUUCUUAACCCUUCUUCAUGUUGCUCAUACUGGGCUUGGACAGCCAGUUCGUCGGGGUAGAAGGUUUGAUGACAGGCAUCAUGGACAUGCUGCCCCCUAAAUCUGUCCUGGGCUCUCUGCGCCGAGAGGUGGUGGCGGCCAUCUGCUGCUUCAUCUGCUUCCUCAUCGACAUGUCUAUGGUCACAGAGGGAGGGAUGUAUGUCUUCCAGCUGUUUGACUACUACUCUGCCAGUGGCAUCACUCUGCUGUGGCAGGCCUUCUGGGAGUGUGUGGUGAUUGCAUGGGUCUAUGGCGCAGACCGUUUCAUGGACGACGUGGCUCGUAUGAUCGGCUACCAGCCCCUACCCUACAUGAAGUGGUGCUGGUCCUACAUCACGCCUGUCGUCUGUUUGGGUGUGUUCCUGUUCCACGUGGUGAACUACAAGCCCCUGACCUACAACUCGUCGUAUACGUACCCCUUGUGGGGUGAAGUAAUCGGCUGGUUAUUGGCUCUAUCCUCAAUGCUCUGUAUCCCUGUCACUGUUCUCUUCAAACUGCUGCGCUGCAAAGGAUCUUUGCGGGAGAGGUGGCAGCACCUUACCACCCCAGUUUGGGGCAGACAUCACCUGGAGUACCUGGCCCCAGAGAGUGAGGCCAAACUGCUGCCCCCUGCUGGAACCAAGAAUCAGCUACCCUUUGAGAGUGUCAUCUGAUGACCUGAGCCCGACAGAACACAGAUCCAAGGUCGCCUUUGACAUCAGCACACACAGAUACAAACAUGCAGGCGACCCCACAAGCAUGCACAUCACACUGGCCCAGUCAGAGCAAAGUGCAGAUUAACUACGCAGCCCACAGUUUUGAAGGUAUGGAAAAGCCCUGGACAAUUGGACCAAAGAUUAGAUGGGAGAAGAACUGAAACCCAACCGCAAGAAUACAGCCAUCACAGGCUGAUGUUCCGUCUGCUCUGCUUUCUGACGCUACCUCGCUGAUUCUCCCCUCUCUCUCUGUCCCCUGCCUUUGUGCUGUUCCGUCCAGUCUUGUUCCGUGAGUGCGAUAUGUCCAGUGUAGUUGCGAUAUCUUCCCUUCGCUGUGCCUCUCUGUUUAAGUUCAACAGCCUCCCAACAUGUCACGUCAUUUUACUGUGAGUAGGCAGAAACGUAAAAAAAAAAAAUUCUCGAGAAACUUUCGAAAUGAAAGACCUCACAUUCGCUGCUGAUAUGCCAUGGUCUGAAUGUGUGUGUGUGUGUGUGAGUAAGAAUGAGUGCGUGUUGGACUGUGGCAGUGGUGUCUUCAUUUACAUGUAGCGUUGUAUUUGCCCAUCAUUGUUUCCUGCCAAGUGAACUCUCUUCGUGAACAGCUUCCAUUUGUAAGAAACAAAACAAAACAAUCAAAAAGAGAAAAAUGCAUCACCACUUCCAGCUGUGUGUUAUGAACUAACUUAUCCAGUGUAUUGUGGGGUCUGUGAAUCAGUGUUAACAAUAUUCGGAGGGGGAUGACGAUCAAUAUUUCCAUCAGAAGGAGACGGAGAGAAAGUUCAGAUCGAAUUGUGCAAAGAGCAGGAGGCGGGGAUGUGGGGAGGGGCAAGAGUCUUGGUGAAAGGAAAGAAGCAAUAAAUGACCAGAUUAAGAUGGACACUGUGUGUUUUU
This is a messenger RNA of Platichthys flesus (European flounder), 3580 nucleotides long. RefSeq names its product sodium- and chloride-dependent creatine transporter 1-like. The transcript has 7 exons. Bases 1973 to 2647 code for a protein of 224 amino acids. Gene Ontology annotation, biological process: sodium ion transmembrane transport. The record is from RefSeq and is a predicted model, not a curated record. Lineage: Eukaryota; Metazoa; Chordata; Actinopteri; Pleuronectiformes; Pleuronectidae. Gene Ontology annotation, cellular component: membrane.